AUGUCCAAAGAGGACGGCGGCAACGAGCAGAGCACUGCCGCCACAGACCCCGCCACACCCCAUCAUGCAAAAGAGCACGACUUCUCCCUCAUGAGAAGGCUGUACGAGCAGCCCCCCCGUGAUGUUACCUCGGCUCCAUACCUCUAUGGACGGCCCAUGUCUAUCGUACCCCCGACACCCCCACCAGGAGGAUGUCAUUUGACUCUGGCUCCCCCGAUCAUAUUGGCCGCGCCUUUCAUGGAUGUUAAUUAUGCCCCCUUCUCUUAUCGAUGGACUGCAUUACUCACAACUUCAGAUCCACCAGCGUCAGGGCGGCCCGCAAAAACCAAGACCAAGGAUUCCCUCAUACCCCAGCUGAAGUUUGUGAGGGCGGCUUCUACAGGCAGGGAGACAGGCAGGCGGGAGGAUAUCAUGACCAUGAUAUACUCAGGAACCAUCUCUUAA
Molecule: messenger RNA, 444 nt
Organism: Morchella sextelata
Lineage: Eukaryota; Fungi; Ascomycota; Pezizomycetes; Pezizales; Morchellaceae
Exons: 3
Coding region: 1-444 (147 amino acids)
Source: RefSeq, a predicted model, not a curated record